AUGAGUGUUGAAGCACAGCUGCAGAUCAGUGUAUCGCAGCCGGAAGCUGGGACUUAUGAAAUGCAUCCUAAGCGCGUCCCCCGAGCUUGUGAUUCCUGUCGGAAAAAGCGGAUUAGGUGCAGUGCCGGUCAACGCCCGUGCAUGAGCUGCUUACUUUAUCGCUCAACAUGCACCGACUCUCCUCCGGUUCCUGCAAGAGCACAUAAAUCGAAGCGAACCCAAUCGCUUGUUUCGCUCGCAUCGAGAGAUGAGUUUCGACAAGCUCGGGUCCAGGAUGUAGAUCUCCAAACCGAGGGUCUACCUGAGUCACCCAGACCAACUCCAACGGUUGUAUCAUUACAAGAUGAUAUGGUAGUGCAACCUUUACAUGACCACAAUAUGGAAGCAGCACAAGAAAAACAUUCAAGUGACCACGACAACACUUCAACCACGUCGAGACUUUUAUCAUCAUCCGACCCAUGGGAUCCCAAUCUUUACAUGCCCAAUAUCUUCGAUUUUGCGGAUUCGUCGAAUAUACCUGACUUGCCGGACCCUAUUCUGGUCGACUUUUCGCAAUUCAAUCCUGGUUUCCAUAAUACUCAGGAGAGACUGCCAGCACUAAACGCGGGUGGUGAAACUGACGGAGGCUCCCGCCCGAUAUCCCCGACCGUAAGAAAUCCCAAAGUCGCAGGCGUACAUUUCUUGAAAGAUGGACUUCCUUCUACAAAAUCUGCAUGCCUUCUUCCGGGCCUCUUCUUGAAAAAGGACGCUUGUGAGAGCAGAUAUCAGGGAUUGAAUUCUAUUGGCGCAACAUUGUCAUCAUGUUUGAUAUAUGCCAAGAACAAUUCCCCCCAGCUUGACGAGCAGAGUCUUCUUCAGUACCUCAUCAAAGGAAUUACCUACAUGGAUGAAGCGAACAUAUCCGCUGCCCGCAGGGUAGAUCCCGAUGAUCUCCCAGACCGGUCCUUUGUGGAGCAUGGAGUCGAGUUAUUCUUUAAAAGCAUUUAUCUCCGUUACCCGAUCGUCAGCCUAGAACUGAGGCACUCAUGGAGGCAAUGGUAUGAUGACUGCCAUGACCCACCCGAUUGUAUUCAAUUCUUAUGCAUCUGUAUUAUGGUUGCAAUUGGUGCGACAGCACAUCCCAGCGGUCCUACAAAAGAGAUGCAGCAGAAAGUUUCAGCCCUACACCAGCAAGCUUGGUCAAUGAUGGAUUAUGUGUUAGCCCAUCCAUACACAGGGUCCGUGCAGGUUCUCCUUCUUCACACCUUAUACUUCACGCAACAAGGGAAGCUAGGGAUUGCGUGGUCUACCUGCGGCACUGCGCUACGUCUAGCCGAGUCGAUAGGCCUUCACCGGCACACACCGAGUGAGCUACAGCUAAGUGACGAGCUUGUCAGAAUUCGGGCAAGGUUAUGGUGGAUCGCCUAUAGCCUUGAUGCUUUCACGUCGUUAUGUGAGGGUCGGCCGACUGGAACAUCAUCUGAUAAAACAGACGCAAUGAUAGAGCCCCUGACAGUUCAAGAGUGUCCUGAUGACUGUGAGUUGGCGCCAGGGCCUAUGAUUUACGUGUGGCAUACCACACUUGCUUGUCUUGUGAAUCAACUUGCAGACAUCAUCGGCCGCGAAAAAGGUGCAAGUGAGCGCUUAUGCUGUCUCGCGGAGUUAGAUAUGAAACUCAUUGCUUGGCGUGAUGCAAUUCCUCUAGAGUACCGACCGGAACAGGAGAACUUGGCCCCUAUUCAAUUACGACAUCAUAUUUCUUGGCUAUACGUACAAUUCUUCAAUGUCCUAAGGACGUUGCACUGGACGUCAAUGUUGCUUACCCACAGAAGAGAUGAAACAUUUCCUACCGAUAGGUACCCCAGGCUUCAAUCGAGCGAGGCUAUUUGUGUUGCAUCUGCUCGGUCCCUUAUCAGGACGUCCAACAGUCGCUCGACUGUCUCUGAUACUGAGGAGAUGCGCAUAUUAGGUGCACCGUCGGCAUAUUUCCUAGCAGCAACAUCCACCAUCUUCAUGCAUAUUUUGAAAGAACCAAAAAGGCUUUCUGCUACGGUAGACGUUGAAUACCUCCGAGCCGGAAUACACCAUCUCACGUCCGACCUUUUUGCAGCCCAGCUUGGGCAGGGCCGAGAGAUACUCAUGCAAAUGCUAGAAAUUGCAGAAACUGUGACGCGUCCCUUCAAAUGUAUAAAUAAUUCGAUGAAUAUUUGA
This is a messenger RNA of Penicillium robsamsonii, 2190 nucleotides long. Its product is annotated as Zn(II)2Cys6 transcription factor. The record is from RefSeq and is a predicted model, not a curated record. The transcript has 2 exons. Gene Ontology annotation, biological process: regulation of DNA-templated transcription; DNA-templated transcription. Gene Ontology annotation, molecular function: DNA binding; DNA-binding transcription factor activity, RNA polymerase II-specific; zinc ion binding. The coding region runs from base 1 to 2190 and encodes 729 amino acids. NCBI's taxonomy places the organism in Eukaryota, Fungi, Ascomycota, Eurotiomycetes, Eurotiales, Aspergillaceae.